GUCCCAGGUCUCAAACCUCCAAUCUCAAAUCUCUCCAAUCCUCCCCUCCCUGACUUCACACAUUCAAAUUUAUACCCGCCCUCCCGGUUUGCCCUCACAUCCUCUUUUUCCUUUUAAAUCCAUACCGCCCGGGAUCCAUCGCUCCUUUACUUGCCAUUCUUCAAUUGAACGCGAAACGAGGAGGAUAAUAUCGACCUAGCACACAGCACACCUUCUUCUCUCUCUCUCUCUCUCUCUCUCUCUGCUCUCCCUCUUGCUAUCGAUCGUGGUCGUUCGGAAAGACAGGAGCAAGGAACAUUGACUACUAUCUUCAUAUCCCCUCCCCAAACUCAAACGCCAACCUAAGGGGAGAAAAAAAAAAUUAAGGUUGCUCCGAGCCCAUCCAUACCACCCAUACCACCCAUACCACCCAUACCCAUCCAUCCAUACAUCCCAUCCAUACCCAUCCCAUACCACCACCACCAUUCAAAUUCACGCCAACUCCCAAAAAACUUACGCAUACAUACCGCAUCUCGAUUUUUAAAGGCCUCACUUUGGGACUACGCUUUUUAGCUUCACAGGAAAAAUACAUUCCUUGGUCUGUAGCCUCGCAGCACACACUCUAGCCAACUACAGCUUACUUGGAUUAAUUCGAACCUCUUACGAGUCUUUACGUUUGCUUUGCGACCAAUUAAAUCCUUCUUCUCAUUGAUUCCUCAUUAUUGUCCCCGCAGUCUCCAUUUCUCAUACAUCAAUAUGAUGGCCGAUGUCCCUCGAAGGAAACCAAUGCCACCUGGUUUCCAAACUUCUCCUUCUGCUCCUUCAUACAACAAUCACAGCCGAACUCGCACGAUCUCUUCGAAUACUUUUCCUUCCAUCAAUUACCCUCCUCAACCUCCCCCUCCACCUCAGAACCAACAAACGCUCUAUCCAGGAAAUAUGCAGAUAAGCGGUUUCUCGUCCAGGAGAACGCCGUCGACGGGUACCUUUUCGACAACGGCGAGCAGUGGGAAUGGCCCUGUGCCAUAUCGUGGCUCUCAAGAUUUGAGGAGGUCCACGUCUUCACGAUCGGGAAAUUUACAACCGCAAGGUUAUGUGGCUCUGAUGCGAAAACAAAAGGCGACGGUGUGGUGUGAUCGAUCGCAACACGAAGAUCCACGAUUGAUCGCUCAACAAAAAGCGGCCAAGGAAAGAGCAGCGGCUGCAGUACUUGGUGGACCUUUACAAGGAAGGAUAUCGACUGGUGGCACCAACAGCUUAGUGGGAAGUAAUCGAGUGACGGCGAAGAUAAGACAUCAUGGGAAAGCCGGGUUGGUAGGAUAUAGUCCGGGAGAUCUUGUCGGAGGUGUAGUCGGUGUGCCAAUGAGAUUAAGUGCUAGUGAGGUGGAAGGUGGAGACAGUGAUGAUGAUGGAGAUAGCGGAAGAGUUUUAUAUCACCGAAGGACGGGUUCCGGACGCAGUAGUGUUGGCAGUGCUAGGAGGGGUCUUACAUAUUCACGACAAUCCGGUGCAAGUUCGACAGCUGGCAGAUGGAGCUCAGGCCACACGCCACCUAGUGAAAGGCGAGAAUCUUUCGCAGAUGUGGCAGAAGCUGGAGAAACUCCCGUUCCGGUCGAACAUUCUCAUGCGAAGGGUUAUUUUGAAGGUGGUGAUGGAACGAGAAGUGCAGGCGGAAGUAUCAGUAGUGGAGAACGAGCGGAUGGAAUUGCGGAUUUGAACUCGAAUGAUGCCGCGAGAUUGGCAAGUAACAGCUUGCUUAAAGCAACAAUCACACGCGAAAAGAGUGUGAGGAAUCCCGACGAAUUAAGGCGAAGAGGCAGUGUCGACGAACGAACUACAACCAUGACUCUCGGCGCUGGCCGAUUAUUUAUUGCCAACCCGGACCAUUCGGAUAGUGAUUGAGCGAGCUUGGAGGAGCGCCCGACGAGUUAAAAAUACACGAGAUUAAGGAACCUGCGAGUGCGAAUGGAGAUACCUUUAUUAGACGACGGAAUUCACGUCACCAACAUCACAUCACAUCACAUUGAUGAAAAUAACAUUACUUUGUUUUGGAGCAAAAGAGCAAAGCAAGCAACUGCAUUCAAAAGGCGUAGCAUUGGAGUACUUUGGAAUUACAUGGCAAUAUCAAUUUGGAUUGGUUUAUUGGGGUUAUUUGUGGUUGAUAUACAGUCUUCCUUUUUUUACACAUGGAAGUGGAUGGUUUUUGGAUUGGGCAUAUGGUGCUUUAAUCAACGCUGCUUGUUUUGUUGAGGUUAUGGAUGGAUGGAAUUGACGGAAUUGAAGGAAUUGAAGAGAAUUGAAUGGAGAACAAUCGUUUUUAGCGUGGCAUUGAUUUUAGUGGAUUGACUAGCCUAGGGGAAAGGCUUGAUUAGGGGGAGAGAUGAUGGAUGGAUGGAUGGAUGGAUGGAUGGAUGGAUGGAUGGCAUGGCCUGGAUGGCGCAUACUGAUAUACGGACUGGACACACAUAUACUUAGAAGGAGAUAAUGGUAUACUGAAUGAUGAAGACGAAUGAGUCUGGAAUAUUGAAUUGGCUA
Messenger RNA from Botrytis cinerea B05.10, 2514 nucleotides. RefSeq lists its product as hypothetical. The transcript has a single exon. The record is from RefSeq and is a predicted model, not a curated record. The coding region runs from base 736 to 1881 and encodes 381 amino acids. NCBI's taxonomy places the organism in Eukaryota, Fungi, Ascomycota, Leotiomycetes, Helotiales, Sclerotiniaceae.